AGUUUCAUUUUCUGCCUUAAGAUACGAUUAUAAAAAAUAAAAAUUAUCAAUUGAUUAUCCAACGGCCGACUAAAACAAGGACAUUAAAAAAAAAAUAUCAAACUGUUCACAAGAGUUCUACAGCCAGUAGAAUAGCAUCACAGCUUCACCAUUUUACAAAGUUUCUAGGGAGUUAAAUGAAUCACUGUCAUCGUCCUAUCAAAAACGUCUUUGGGUCAAAAGCAAAAUUUAUUUUUUACGAUCAACGUCCUGAUAGAUCUUAGUCAAUUUAGCCCAAUUUAAAAUAUCCGUUAAAAGUAUAUAGAAUUUCCUUAUCUUGGCGUAAUAAAAAUAUUUAAAUGAUUAUUUUAUAAAUAAUUUUGCGAGGUUUAACAAGUGAAUUUCAACCUGCUGUAAUCUGACGAAACAUACGUUAUUUUCUUCUUUUCUUUUUUUUUUAUUGAAUUAUAACUUUUUUAAAUCGUAUUUAUUAGAGGAUUUAAAAAAGCGCAAUGUAUUUAUUAAAAUGACGACUUUCCCCCCCAACUUUAUUUAGUCAGAAGAGAAAACGUUUUACUUCAAAUAGCAUACAGACGACACCCUGCAGAAAAAAAAAUCGAUAAAUUUGCAAAAUGCAAACAAAGGAUGGUGAAGGGAGUAAGUCGAGGCAAAAUAAGUCAAAAAUGCAUUACUUUUUAAAGCAGAAAAAAGCAGAGGCAGUGAAAAAUGAGGAAAUUGAAUACAUCGAGGAUCGUUAUGAGCAGUGGAAAAAGUACAAACGUUUGACACCAACUGAUUACAAAGUUGUGAAAGUAUUUAUUGACAGAUCGACAAACACUUACAGGACAGAUUCGCAGCAAGGUGAUGAUCAGAAAACCAAGGAUGAUGAUUUGAAGCCUCUCAAGAAAAAAUUAUCAAGUCAAAAUAAAAAAAGGGUAAUAGCCAAAAAGACUCCAAGAUCAUUAUUUCAGAAAAAAAAGAUAACAAAGCCGAAAAAAUCAGAAGCUGCAAGACCAACCACGUGGGUCUCUGUUGAUUUGUAUAGAAAUAUUGAUCAUGAAAGGCUAGUUAAAGCUGGGAUAAGGGGUUUAUUUGUUUUCAUACCAUUCUUAAUCAUUGUUAAUAUUGUGACAUUCGGAAUCAUUGACAGUGCAUACGAUUAUUACGCCAGUGUUUUAUCAAAUGUUUUUACAUCCACAAAAUUCAAUUCGACGCUUGGCAUACAGAAAACAUUCACAGAUAUUGUGACUGUUCCGCAAAUCUGGGAGUACAUAAGAGGCGUUUUUAUUAAAAUUAUUUAUGAAAAUGAUUAUAAUGAGACGAGAUCUUUACAGUUUGUAAGAAAUCAACCAUUUAUCCUUCUUUAUAAUAAUAUACUCGUUGGUGUUCCAAGGAUAAGACAGGUCAGAGUUGAAAAUAAUUCAUGCACUAUUGAUAAAACAUUUUCUGAAAUUUUUGCUUCUUGCUAUGGGUAUUUAAAUUCACAAAAUGAAGAUAGAAAAACCUUCGGCAAUGGAACGGCAAAUUGGAAUUACCAUGUAUCGAAGGACAGCCUAAUGUAUGAAGGACUCGUUUCAAAUUACGGCCCUGGCGGAUUUUCCAUUCUAUUCGAUAAAGAUCAAUACAUAACUACGCAAAUUAUAGAAGAAUUGGAAUACCAUAAAUGGAUACAGUUGGGGACAAGAGCUGUAUUUAUUGAUUUCACAGCCUACACGCCAAACACAAAUUUGUUUUGUGUAGUCAAAUUAGUUUUAGAAAUGCCACCAACUGGAGGUGUUUUAACUUCUUCCCACUUCUACACGAUGAAGUUUAUAAGAUAUGUUACAACAUGGGACUACUUUAUACUAGGCUGUGAACUUAUAUUUAUUUGUUUUGUUGUUUAUUACAUCACAGAGGAAAUAGAAAAAAUGAAAAUUUUCAAAUCGGCUUAUUUUAAUAGCUUUUGGAACUGUUUGGACUUGCUUAUUAUCAUUGUCUCGAUUAUCGCUAUAAUCAAAGGUAUUAUUAGAUAUGAAGAAGUGAAAGAAAAAAUGGGGGAAAAAGUGGACACUAUCAACCAAUUCACUCAUGCUUCUUUUGAUGAUUUGGUUAAAAUUCAAAUGUUCUUUAACACAUUGGUGGCUAUUAUAUGUUUCCUGGCAUGGCUGAAAUUUCUGAAAUAUUUGUCUCUGAUCCAUUCAGUUGAUCUGGUUUUAACAAUUUUUACAAAAGUUUGGAGGGAAAUUGCAGCUUUAUUAUUAUGCCUUGUUGUGUUGUUGAUUGGUUUUGGAAUGUUUGGAUAUCUUCUAUUUGGAACUGAAGUUAAACAAUUUGAUACAAUUAAACAUUCAAUUAUUUCGCUUGUUGGGAUAUCCAUCGGUGGCAUUUACUUUUACAAGGAUUGUGAAGAUGUGAGGCCAAAUCUUGCGCCUUUAUAUUUCAUUUUUUAUAUCCUAAUAGUUUAUUUAUUAUUUCUCAAUUGUUUCAUCGCUCUAAUUGUCCAUGGAUUUUACUUGGCACAUGAAGAUUUUGAGGAACAGAGAGAACGGGUGUAUCUCAUCGAUAUAUAUAAUCAUUUAAGGUUUAAUUUGUACAGUUUCUUCAAAUAUUAUAGAGAAGCUGAAAAAAUACAAAAUAGCAUGAUUGAAACUAGGAACAAAAAAAUUUAUUACGCUUUUGUAGAUAUACUAAGAAGAAACGGAAUCCACGGGCUAGAACUAGCGUUGAUUCUUACAAAAUUUAACCUGACGCCGGGUGGGCCUAUUUCGUUUGAAACAAUGGAUAAAAUUUACAAAGACCUCCAAACUAAAAAGCAACUUUAUUUGGAGGUUGAGGAGCAUGAUAAAAUCAAACAACAAACUGAAAGAAUUAACCAGAAAAUUGAAUUUUUGGAUCAUACCCUAAUCGACAUGAUGACGAAAGUCGACAUUUUGGUUGAUAAACUUCUGUAUCAAGAGAUGAAGAAUAAAUAGUUUAUUUAUGAGA
This is a messenger RNA of Cimex lectularius (bed bug), 2943 nucleotides long. Its product is annotated as polycystin-2-like. Bases 612 to 2930 code for a protein of 772 amino acids. Gene Ontology annotation, biological process: detection of mechanical stimulus. Lineage: Eukaryota; Metazoa; Arthropoda; Insecta; Hemiptera; Cimicidae. Gene Ontology annotation, molecular function: calcium ion binding; calcium channel activity. Gene Ontology annotation, cellular component: membrane. The record is from RefSeq and is a predicted model, not a curated record. The transcript is spliced from 20 exons.